Molecule: messenger RNA, 6516 nt
Organism: Cygnus olor (mute swan)
Lineage: Eukaryota; Metazoa; Chordata; Aves; Anseriformes; Anatidae
Gene: MEF2C
Product: myocyte enhancer factor 2C
Exons: 9
Coding region: 718-1971 (417 amino acids)
Biological process (GO): positive regulation of transcription by RNA polymerase II
Molecular function (GO): protein dimerization activity; RNA polymerase II cis-regulatory region sequence-specific DNA binding; DNA-binding transcription factor activity, RNA polymerase II-specific
Source: RefSeq, a predicted model, not a curated record
UUUUGCAAGAGUGAAACUGAUUAUUUCUCCAGCUCGGGAGGAGAGAGUCAUUCGUUUGGGAUUGUGGGAGAGAGAGAGAAAUAGAGACGCGGAGAAGGAAAAGAAAAGGGAGGAAGAGGGAGAGAAGCAGACAAGGACAGACACCUCGUCAGGCGUGUAGUUUGAAUCCCUUCCUUGCCUCCCCCUUCCCCUCCGCGAUGUUACAAAGGCUGUGAGCUGCUCGGCUUUUCCCAUUCGCCUGCUGUCACUUCCUUCCUGGACGCUCUCGGGACGAGUCCGGUUACUUUUAAUCCGACCAGCAGCUCAGCCACUUUCUCCUCCUCCACGCUGCACACACGCACACACGCGCGCACACGCACACGCGCACACACACACACACACACACCCCAGACGUCUUCUGGCUGCUUAUUGGAUUGACUUUGAAGGUUGUGUGUGUGAUUCAAGGAGGCUGCAUGUUGAACCAGGUGGCGAAUAUUUAAGGCUGGAAGAAGUAAGGGGAUUUUUGCUUUUUCCUAUGAAAGGAAAAUAUCUCCAGGACUAGUCUGAUCACCCAAACAGCUAAAUGUUUAUCAUCAGGAACGGAUGCAGGGGACUGUGAACUGAGUAGUGCAAGUGCUGAAGAAGGAGGCUUGUUUUGAGGAAACGGGAAAGAGGAAGAAAAGAGAAGGGAAAAAUACGUAAUUUUAAGGAAGAAGGAGAGAAAAAAAAACGGGGACUAUGGGGAGAAAAAAGAUUCAGAUUACAAGGAUUAUGGAUGAACGUAACAGACAGGUGACAUUUACAAAGAGGAAAUUUGGGUUAAUGAAGAAGGCUUAUGAGCUGAGUGUUCUGUGUGACUGUGAGAUUGCUCUGAUCAUAUUCAACAGCACCAACAAACUGUUCCAGUAUGCCAGCACCGAUAUGGACAAAGUGCUGCUGAAAUAUACCGAGUAUAAUGAGCCGCAUGAGAGUCGAACGAAUUCAGAUAUUGUUGAGGCUGUUCCACCACCAAACUUUGAGAUGCCAGUUUCUAUCCCAGUGUCCAACCACAACAGCUUGGUGUACAGUAACCCAGUCAGCUCACUGGGGAACCCCAACCUUUUGCCGCUGGCUCAUCCUUCUUUGCAAAGAAAUAGCAUGUCUCCUGGCGUGACACAUCGGCCUCCGAGUGCAGGUAACACAGGUGGCCUGAUGGGUGGGGACCUCACUACCGGUGCAGGCACCAGUGCAGGAAAUGGGUAUGGCAACCCCCGCAACUCACCAGGUCUGCUGGUCUCACCUGGCAACUUGAACAAGAAUAUGCAAGCAAAAUCUCCGCCUCCAAUGAAUUUGGGAAUGAACAACCGUAAACCAGAUCUCCGAGUGCUUAUUCCACCUGGCAGCAAGAAUACAAUGCCAUCAGUGAAUCAGAGGAUAAAUAACUCCCAGUCUGCUCAGUCAUUGGCUACUCCAGUGGUUUCCGUAGCAACUCCUACUCUACCAGGGCAAGGGAUGGGAGGAUACCCAUCAGCCAUCUCAACAACAUAUGGUACUGAAUAUUCUCUGAGUAGUGCAGAUAUAUCAUCUCUCUCUGGAUUUAAUACAGCCAGUGCUCUUCAUCUUGGUUCUGUGACUGGCUGGCAACAGCAACACCUACAUAACAUGCCGCCGUCUGCCCUCAGUCAGUUGGGAGCUUGCACUAGCACUCAUUUAUCUCAGAGUACAAAUCUCUCCCUGCCUUCUACUCAAAGCCUCAACAUCAAGUCAGAACCUGUUUCUCCUCCUAGAGACCGUACCACCACACCCUCGAGAUACCCACAGCACACGCGCCAUGAGGCGGGGAGAUCUCCCGUUGACAGCUUGAGCAGCUGCAGCAGUUCCUACGACGGGAGCGACCGUGAAGACCACCGGAAUGAAUUCCACUCCCCCAUUGGACUCACCAGACCUUCGCCGGACGAAAGGGAAAGUCCCUCUGUCAAGCGCAUGCGGCUCUCUGAAGGAUGGGCAACAUGAUAACGUUAUUACCUAUUAGGUUUUCUUUUCUUCUUUUUUUUUUUUUUUUUUCUUGCAGUGUGUGUGUGCUAUACCUUACGGGGGGGUGGGGGGGGGGGGGGGUCGAUAUGCAUUAUAUGUGCCGUGUGUGGAAAAAAAACAAACAAACAAAAAAAAAAGUCAGGUACUCUGUUUUGUAAAAGUACUUUUAAAUUGCCUCAGUGAUACAGUAUAAGGAUAAACAGAAAUGCUGAGAUAAGCUUAGCACUUGAGCUGUACAACAGAACACUUGUACAAAAUAGAUUUUAAGGCUAACUUCUUCUCACUGUUGUGCUCCCUUGCAAAAUGUAUGUUACAAUAGAUAGUGUCAUGUUGCAGGUUCAACGUUAUUUACAUGUAAAUAGACAAAAGGAAAACGUCUGCCAGCAAUGGCAGGCCUUUACUGAGAGAGAAAGCAGCUGUUAUGCAACAUAUAGAAAAUGUACAGAUGUUUUGACAGACCCAGCAGUUGGGUGGCCGUGAAUCCAUGCUGGAAAAAGACUGGGUCACCUAACGCACCGAAAAUGCUCGGAAACAUUCAAGCAUAUCUUUGGAGUAUGGCACUCAGUUUAAGAAGGAUCAAAGCAUUUACAGAGGACCAUACUUGUAAAAAAAAAAAAAAAAGAAAAAGAAAAAAAAAAUAAAGUUGAGUUCGAGGGCUAACAUAUUUAAUUUUAACAAAUUCUGGGUCUGCAUCACUUAUUAAAUAAAAAAAAUAUAAAAAUAUGUACAUUACAUUUUGCUUAUUUUCAUAUUAAAAAGUAAGACAGAGUUUGCAAAGCAUUUGUGGCUUUUGUAGUUUCCUUAAGCCAAAAUGUGUUCUUUUUUCCUUGAUAGCUUCGCUAAUCUUUUAAACAGUCCUGAAGAAAACAGAGGACUUUUUGUAUAGAAAGCACUACCCUAAGCCAUGAAGAACUCCAUGCUUUGCUAACCAAGAUAACUGUUUUCUCUUUGCAGAAGUUUUGUUUUUGAAAUGUGUAUUUCUAAUUAUAUAAAAUAUUAAGAAUCUUUUAAAAAAAAAUCUGUGAAAUUAACAUGCUUGUGUAUAGCUUUCUAAUAUAUAUAAUAAUUAUGGUAAUAGCAAAAGUUUUUGUUAUCUUAAUAGUGGGGAAUUAUAUUUGUGCAGUUGCACAUUUAACUAUUUUCUUUCAGUUUUAUUUUACUGGGCAUACAUUUUACAGAUCGAAGUCAGCUGUUGAGAGACUGAUCUGUAAAAAGUUUGAAUUUACCCAUGGUGUAACAACUUAAAGUCAUUUUAAUACAACAUUUUACAAUCAGUUGAGUGAACUGCAAUUCAUUGUAUAUACUGAUUAGUUCUUUCAUGCUGUUUUGUGCAUUGUAACAAGUUGAGGGCCCUUCUACUACUUCACGUCCUGCGUAUCUUGUAGAUUCCCGUGGGGUAAAUGACAAAGCGGCAUCGCUUGGCCCUUCCUCACAAGCGAGGCUGGUAUUCUGCCUGUUAGAAUCGGACGUACAGCUCUAGCGGCUGCCAGUUACCUGAGUGCAGGUGAACAUUUCCAGGAGCAGUAGGGAGAGCAGCGGGCGAGGGAUUGGCUCGGCGGUCCCACCUGUUGCAAAGGUGACUCCCCUGUCUCUCAGAUUUAAAGCUUUCAGAGAGACCGCCAAUUACAGGACCGGUUUGCAGUGCAUGGCUGAUGCUGGCGGCCAGGCCGCUGUGGUUUUCACGGACCUCUGCAGUCACGUUGUCUCACAGCGGGGACGUUGCUGAACAGCGCUGCCCGUGCAUUUACGCCCUAGAACGAUUUGCUUCGGCAUACGGCGCUCUCCUUUUCUCCUGCCUCAUAUCGUUUCUUCGACUAAAACAGCUUGACCAGAAGGGAAGUAUCGUUUUUUUUUAGUUCCUCUCUUUCCCUCUUGCUUAUUAGAAGAAAACCGGUUGUUCACAUGUUUCAGUUUAACCUUUCUGUUGGAGGGAAACUGUGUUCGAGCAACAUGUUAGUGCCAUAGUAGGACUGUAAUCAUUCUCUUCUUUCCGAGAGCUGUUCGGCUCUCGCUCACGUACCUUGAGACUCUGAUGAAGGACACAGAUAUGCUGCAACAGCUAAAUAUCAGCACAGAGCAUUGUCUUAAGGGAAACCCACACUCUGUCUCCCUUCUAAACAUGCAGUUGCUGCGCACUGCUCGAUGGUAGAGUCUACCUCCCUGUAGCAGCAGAUGACUAACAGACUGCACCGUGCUUUAGGACAUACGCUUUUCACUUACCGUGACUUACAGAAGCCUGCCUUACAGGCACUUUCAGCCGUGCAGAGGCUAGUGCAUUAUCUGGAAACUAUUUAAGCAGAAUACUGUGCUAAUAAUGCAUCCACCUUAUCUCGCGUAGCGAUAUGCAGGGUAAAAGAAAAAGAUACGCAUGUUAAAUAAAAUAAAAAAUAAAUAAAAAAAAAUCGGGAGGGAAAAUGGGGCCCAUAAUUAAUUUUAAAACACAAAACUGUUUUUCAAAACCACUUUCUUCACCUUCAGAUGAAUCUAUACUCAUAUUCUCUUAUGAGAAUUUUAAACUUUGGUGUGUCAAAAAUAUGCAAAUAUAUCGCAAAUGUACUUUGACAUUUCAACAAGAAAUACAACUUUACCAGUAUUGUAGUAGAAACUUGUCAGUGGGGAAGGGGAUUUGGUCUAUUGAAAUAUGAAGAAUAGCCAUAUAAAUAGUUUACCUUGCGAUUUGCCUCAGCAACGCAUGAAAAAGAAAAGAUAACAUAUUUAAGGAAGAUGCAGUGUAAUAUAUUACUGCAAGUAACUAAGCGGAAAGUAGCGUGAAACGUAUCGCCUGGGCACUGUAUAUUAAUUCUGACAGUGAUUUUUAUAUAAACACAAAUAGAAUAGAAUCACGUGAAAAUUAACGCCAGUCAUCCCUCUUUUUCCUGCUAAUGAGGGCAACUAACAUGUACUGGCGAAAUUGUGGGGGAUAAUGCAUAUUUGCAAACUGAUCUAAUGAUAAGAAGCACAACUUUGAUUGUGAAGUCACUUUCUGUAAACUAUAACUGUCUACCUUUCUCUGUUCCUUUAUCUGUACCUUACCAUUUAUUGUAUUUGCAAAGCUUAUUUGGGUUUAUUGUGUGAUUCCUUUGUAUUUAAGGAGUUUGGGGCAGAGCCCUGAAAGAGUAUUAACAUUUACUUUACCUUAACCCAUGCUAUAUAAUGUUUUAGGCAACAUUCUUAAUUGCAAGUUCAAACACCUGAAGUGGCAUUCUAGACAUCUACAAAUAUCGUUAUAGCUAAGUUAACCUCUAUUAAAAGGUGUUGUUGUUUAAUGUUUAAUUGCUGGUGACAAUUAUAUGGUAUACCCAACCUGCACAAUCUGUAUAUUGUAUGCAUUGAGCCAUUCACAGUAAAGCUUUUAUCAUUUCAGUGUUUUUCAAAAGUUGUGUUUUAUAACAAAAUGGCUUAUAUUUUUCCUGGAAGAGGAAUUUAGCAGUUUUUAAUGAAUAAUAUAAAAAUAUCUGUUGUCCUCGGAUCUUUUUCAGGUAAAGCUAACAUAAGAAUAAAAGAACUCAUAGACUGUUUUCAAGGAUGUCAACCCUUUUGUAUUGUAUGUGUUAUUCUAUAUACCCUCUUUUAUCUAUAGUCCUAACAAAGCUGUUGUGUUUUCAUUUUUUCCUUCGCCUUGAAGGUAAAUGCUUUGUAAUUUUUUAAAAGCCACUUGAAACCUCAAUAAAGGCUGUUGCCUAAGCAUGGCAUACUUCAUCUGUUCCUGUUUGUGCCAUCUGCUGUGAUGUCGUCAGUUAUAUGGCAUUAAUUUCCUGCCACUACAGGUCUCUUGAAGGACUGAUGGAACAUUGGUGUCUGUUAGAAUGCUUCAGACUGUAGAUGUAAUAAAAGGCUUUUGUUAAUAUAUUUUAACCAAAGAUGUGGAGCAAUCCAAGCUUUGAGCCACAGACCUUCUGCAUCAAAAGGAUCCAUUUGAUUAUUUUCAUAAUCAGGUGUUGCAUUUUUACCUUCCCUGCUCAUACCUCAGACUGAUCCGUACCUCAGUUUGAAUCAAAAAGGUCAGUUUAGUAACUCAUUAAAAAAUAAAAUAAAAUAAAAUAAAAUAAAAUAAAUAAAAUAAAAUAAAAUAAAAUAAAAUAAAAUAAAAUAAAAAUUUGCAGUACCAGAGUCUUUUGUGGAGUAACUAAUGUCAGACCUGGGUUACCGCAGGCAUUAUACUUGGAUUGCUUCAGAUGGUUUGUUGUAUCCUUUUUUUUUCUUUUUUUUUUUUUUUUCUUCUCUUUCAUGGGGAUCUGCUUCCAUAAAACAAUGGUGAUAACAAAAUAGCUUGUAAAUGGGAGCAUACAAGCAUUUGCAACAAAUAUUAAAGUAGAGGCUCACAGCGGCAUAAGCUGGACUUUGUCGCCACUAGAUGACAAGAUGUUAUAACUAAGUUAAACCACAUCUGUGUAUCUCAAGGGACUUAAUUCAGCUGUCUGUAGUGAACAAAAAUGGAAAAAUUUCAAAAGAUUCUCCUGCUGGAAAUAAGGUAUAAUUUGUAUUUUGCAGACAAAUCAGUAAAGUUACUGGCUUUCUUAGUGA